AUGUUGAGCCACUGGUUAAAGAUCGUCUGCAUCGUUGGCUGCUUUGGUGGUGCCUUAUCAUUGUACGCUCCCAUUGCUGUAGGUGCCAAUGGACUAGUGGUAAUUGGUCGAAUUGCGCAACAAACCGCUACCGUGCUCACCACCUACAAUAAUACGCUAAAUACAGCCCGCUCUCAGAUAUUCGUGAGGUUAAACGACUUGAUGGGCUGGGUUAACGUAACUUACACAGCUUUGAACAAGACCUGGGGUGCAAAUCAAACCAAUCUUCGGGACUUCGUUGAGAAUCUAAAGGAGUUCAAUACAACUGUGGGAUACGGAGAAUCUAACAUCGUCUGGACCAUUGGAUAUGAUUUGGGAUAUCUUGUCCAGGCCUUAGACCGCGGACUCGAUCCUAUUUUGCAGUACUACAGAAUGUUAUUGGAGCAGAUGGCCUAUACGGCUAAUGUUGAUAACUGUACGCUUCGAAAUGCCAGUCAAAUGGCCGAUGUUCCGAAUCGUUUGUUCAAAUUGGCACAGUGUCUUCAGAUGGAAUCAAACGCAGUUACAGCGGCACUUCCCGCCGUACUAAACAUGAUAUCCGUUGUAAAGCUUGAUUUUGUUUCGUUGGUCGAUCAGUUGAAAUCCUGUCAUCCAUUGGCAACCGAUUGUCAAAAUUGGUAUUUUGAUGAGAUAUAUUCCGAGCACAGUGCUGGCAUGCAGAUGCUAAGCUUAGUGAUGCAGUUUAUUUCUUCAGCUUUCUAUGAUGCCUUCAACCGCAACCAAUUUUGUUCUACACUAGUGGAACACGAUAUUCAGGAGACUUUGCAUAAUCUUCAAAAUACAUUCUCCCUGUGCACCUCGCCACCGUGGCCGUGA
Molecule: messenger RNA, 855 nt
Organism: Sabethes cyaneus
Lineage: Eukaryota; Metazoa; Arthropoda; Insecta; Diptera; Culicidae
Exons: 2
Coding region: 1-855 (284 amino acids)
Source: RefSeq, a predicted model, not a curated record